CUUUAUCAUCAGUUAGCGGCAGAUGGUUAAUGUGAUCACAUAGGAGAAUGACUUGAUCAAAAUAUUAUUAUCAAUUAGCCAUAAAAUAAAAUUCAGUCUUGUUCUCGCUCUAUUCAUUCCUCUCUUAAAAGGAGCUAAAGAAAUCAGAAGGAACCAAUUUACUAUUUACUCUCAGAACGCAAAACCCUACGAGACACAGAACUUAGUGGGAGAUCAAGAAUGGCGGAGGAAGUAUCUACUUUGGUUGGGAUCCUUGAGACAACCGUAGACCUAAAAUCUUCGACAGAAAAGUUUCAUGACAUGUUUGUUGGGAGGCCACACAAUAUCUCCGAUGUAUCUCCAUCCAACUUUCAAGGCUGUGAGCUGCAUGAAGGCGAAAUGGGACAAGUUGGUGCUAUCCUCUUUUGGAAUUACGUUCAUGAUGGGGAGGCAAAAGUAGUGAAAUAGAGGAUUGAGUCAAUAGAUCCGGAGAACAAUCGGGCCACAUAUAGGGUGUUAGAGGGUGACCUAAUGAAAGAGUACAAGAGCUUCUUGAUCACCUUCCAGGUGACCCCUAAGGAAGGAGAACCUGGAAGUGUUGCACAUUGGCACUUUGAGUAUGAGAAAAUCAACGAGGAGGUGGCUCACCCUGAAACUCUCCUCCAGUUUGCAAUCAAAGUUUCCAAAGAGAUCGAUGAACAUCUCUUUUCAGAGGAAUAGAGGAAGAGUCCUCAUGUAUCUAUACAUGUGUGUGUGUGUGUGUGUGUGUGCUCUUUAUAGUUCAGUCUUUGAAAGUGCAAUAAAUAAAGACUAAAGAGCCUUGAAUUGAUGAAGAAAGAUUAUGAGUGUGUCAUGAGUGUUUGUUUACUAUCGUGAAAGUUGUUAGUUUUGAAAAGUGACGAAAUAACUCAAAAUUUAUGCUAAGAUUUAUGGACGUUCAAUCCAAAAUCAUCAAUUGACAAUGAAUGAA
Messenger RNA from Arabidopsis thaliana (thale cress), 949 nucleotides. Its product is annotated as Polyketide cyclase/dehydrase and lipid transport superfamily protein. Lineage: Eukaryota; Viridiplantae; Streptophyta; Magnoliopsida; Brassicales; Brassicaceae. The record is from RefSeq and is marked reviewed. Bases 220 to 447 code for a protein of 75 amino acids. Gene Ontology annotation, biological process: defense response. The transcript is spliced from 2 exons.